AUGUACUUGGGUUUAUUGAUAUUAAUUGGGAUUCCAGGUAGUGGAAAAAAAAAUGAAUGGAAAUCAUUGAGAAAAAAUUUAGCUUCAGAUAUUGAAAAACUUAUCCAUGCUUUAAAAUCUAAAAAUAUGAAUUUAAUUCCAACAAUAUUUGUUAAUGAUUUGAAAAAUUUAAAGUUUUUAGAAGAAAAUGUAGUAUUAAUUAUAGAUGAUAAUAUGUACCUUAAAAGUAUGAGGUAUACACUUUAUCAAAUUACUAAAAAAAAUCAAAUAGGUUUUUGUGAAGUAUUUUUUAAUUGUUCACUUGAAAAAGCUUUACAGAAAAAUAAUGAAAGACAAUCUGAUUCAAUUGUUUCACCAGAAAUAAUUGAAAGAAUGUUAACUCAAAUAGAAGUGCCUAAUAAAAAAAAUGCCUGGGAAAAAUAUUCGUUAUGUAUUAAUUCGUUCAGUGACAUCAAUGAAUUUCACACUGAUUUAUUUACAAUAUUGAAUAACUCGUUGUGCAAUCCAGAAAAAAUUUCAUUUGUUAGUUCAAAAGAAAAGCAAUUAUCUCUCUUACAAUGUCAAACAAAUAUUAUACAUCAAGCAGACAUAGCAUUAAGAAAAAUUGUCGGAGAAGAAAUUAAAAAAUUAUCCAAUGUUACACCUGCAGAAAAAAAAUACCAUUGUUUAAAGUUAAAUGAAAAAAAAGUUGACAUCCUUGCUGACCUUAAGUCAGGAGUAAUAUUUUUACCAACAAAAAUUGUGUCAGAAAUUAAAAACAAUGAAGAAAAAAAAUUUAAUAACAAAUAUAUUGAAUGA
Messenger RNA from Pediculus humanus corporis (human body louse), 798 nucleotides. RefSeq lists its product as uncharacterized. Gene Ontology annotation, molecular function: kinase activity; tRNA binding. The record is from RefSeq and is a predicted model, not a curated record. The transcript is spliced from 3 exons. NCBI's taxonomy places the organism in Eukaryota, Metazoa, Arthropoda, Insecta, Psocodea, Pediculidae. Bases 1 to 798 code for a protein of 265 amino acids.